Messenger RNA from Helobdella robusta, 735 nucleotides. RefSeq lists its product as hypothetical. The transcript has 3 exons. The record is from RefSeq and is a predicted model, not a curated record. Lineage: Eukaryota; Metazoa; Annelida; Clitellata; Rhynchobdellida; Glossiphoniidae. The coding region runs from base 1 to 735 and encodes 244 amino acids.
AUGAAGCAGUUGUGUUCAUCUAUCGGAAAUCUUAAACCUACAAAAAACGAACACUUGACGAUUGUUGGAAGCUACAACAUUGAUGUUGGAAAUAUAGAGGUUAUGGAAGUUCUAACAUUGGUGUUGGUAGUUAUAAAAGCAAACUCUAAGGCGGAAUUGAAAGAAGAGACAAUCGAAACAGCUAUACCAAAAACGGUUACACAAGAACCUGAAAUUAUUCUACCGCCGUAUUCACCUAAGGGUGAUUUCGACUGUGACGCACGUGAUAUCGGCGACGCACGUGAAAACUGUGAUGCACGUGACAACUACGACGCACAUGUUAACUGCGACGCACGUGUUAACUGCAACGCACGGAAUAAUAGUGAUGCACGUGACAACUGCGUUGCACACGUUAAUGAAGAUGAAGAUCUUGAAAAUAGUCUAGAAGUUGACAGUGAUGAAGACACUGAAACUUUUGAUUUUCAGAGGGACUACUACUCCAUUAACCUAAAAAUUAAUAACAAUGGUUUUAAUGUUAAUGCGAAUAUGCAAUCAGGACAAGAAUUGGGGACAGACGAUGAUUCAAGUUUUGAAAUAACCCUUCCAGCACGCACGCGGAAUGAAAGCUUAGUUCUCGUCUACCUGGAUGAUGACAUUAACAACGGCUUCAUUGUCGAUGGGGAUGAGAUUUGCAUCGCAGUAUCACUGAUCGACAGCAAAAAUGUCAACUACGAAUCUUACAGCAUGCAUCAAUGA